This is a messenger RNA of Helianthus annuus (common sunflower), 579 nucleotides long. RefSeq names its product F-box protein At3g08750-like. Bases 1 to 579 code for a protein of 192 amino acids. Lineage: Eukaryota; Viridiplantae; Streptophyta; Magnoliopsida; Asterales; Asteraceae. The transcript has 3 exons. The record is from RefSeq and is a predicted model, not a curated record.
AUGUCAGAGAUAUUGCCAAGACUUCCUGCAAAAUGUGUAGGUCGUGCAAAGAAGGAAUCAUGCUUUAUUCGCAGCACGGGUGUUGAUUUAGUCGAUGAGAAAACCAUGAUUACCCUAUCGUUUCAUGUUCAUCCUUCUGAUGUGUGGAUUUUAUCAAGCUUGAAUGGGCUCUUAUGUGUUUGUUUACGCAAUACGUUUGAAAUGCUUAUUUGGAAUCCGUUGAUCCGUAGCUGCAUCAACAUAUCUGAUUCUAAGUCUUAUGGUUUUUUCAAAAUCUAUUCCGAUGCUGUUGGCCUAUACAUCGAUUCCUCUAAUGAUUACAGAGUUUUACAUAUAAAACGUGGUCGUUUUACAGUUGAUGUUAUGGCUUAUUCAAGGAGGACCAGUCAUUGGAAGAGAUUUUGGCUUGCUGGUGAUAUUGUCAUAAUUCGAUUUGAUGUGAAUACAGAGACGUUUUCAGAAAUAGGGUUUCCAUAUGUUGGCAAUGGUGAAACAUGCCAGGGAAACUUGGUUAAUAUGAAUAACAAACUUCACGUGUUUGUUAGUCAUGGGUUUAUAGAUAUGGUUGUGGAUCUAUAG